Molecule: messenger RNA, 819 nt
Organism: Spodoptera exigua (beet armyworm)
Lineage: Eukaryota; Metazoa; Arthropoda; Insecta; Lepidoptera; Noctuidae
Source: the annotation of a GenBank genome assembly
AUGCUCUGCAAAAGACACAUUUCGCAACACCAAGAUACCGAUGUUCACUACAGUAUUAUAUUACUCACUAAAGAGCAAGACCGAGCAGAGCGUGCGCGCGAGCGCCCGCCAGCUCGAGCUCAGCUGCAGGUGUGGUUUGAAUGCGACCUCCGCAAGCUUGUUGUGGUGCUCAUCGCGGCCGACGACUUACCGCCUCGAGACCACACUUUGGGAUAUGGAGAUGAACCAGAAGCUUUCGCCAGAAUACGGCUCCUACCUUCAUUGGAGAGCUGCCCUCCUGUAGAAACCGACCCAGCCUCAGCUUCGUGUAGCCCGGUGUGGAAUGCUACUCUUAGCUUUGGAGGUCUAACAGCUGACCUGUUGGCUGGCCGAGCUUUAGAGCUUACUUUAUGGGAUGCCUGCCCGGGUAUUGACCCAGUUUUAAUCGGAGAAUGUACUAUGGAAAUUGAAAAAGCAUUCGCGGAGGAGCGUGCCGUAUGGUGGACCUUAGAAGAGCGUGGACCCCGCUCAGCCAACGCUUCACCACGCGGUUCGCUCACUGGUGCGCGUGCAUUACGCCGCGGAGACUUCGCCUCCCAGCGUUCAGUGUCAGACGACGUCGAUUCCAUCGGCGAAUGUGCAUCUUUGCUGCACCCGGAUCAUGCGUGGGUGGGAGGGUCCAGACGUGGCUCCUCACAGUCAGAAACACUCGAAGUGGAGGUUUACCAGCUUGGCAAAGAUUUUUCACGAUCUUUACCAGGCUCUCGUCGCUCCUCAUUCCAGCAACAAGAAAAGGGUAAUGAUGUUUUUUACAAAAUUCAGGAACUUCUCGAUAUUUGA